AUGGCUGUACAAUUAAAGUCACAUACUGAGAGCCUUCGAUCAGUUUUUAACAAGUAUGCGAGUGUUAACACUAAUGGACAAUUGUAUAUGACACCGAAAGACUUUGUUGUCAGAUAUUUACAUUUAUUCGAUGAAGAGAAUUAUAAUGAUUCAUCGGUGGCUUGUAUUGCCAGUGCUGCAGAUACUGCGAAAGAUGGACUGAUUUCAUUUGAAGAAUUUCUUGCCUUUGAAGCACUUCUUUGUACUUGUGAUUCUUUGUAUACAUGGGCUUUUGAAUUAUUCAAUCGAGAUGGUCACGGAAGUAUAUCAUUCGAAAAUUUCAAGAAUACACUUAAUCUGACAACAGUGAAUAAAAAUUUCGCCUUCGAUUUCAAUUGUGAUUUUAUCAAUUUGCAUUUUGCUCAAGAUAGAUCACGUAAAAUUAACUACGAUGAAUUUACACAAAUAAUUCAUGAUUUCAAUGAUGAACAUGCUAUACAAGCAUUUCAACAAUUAGAUGAAGAUAAGACAGGAACAAUUACAGUGAAUCAAUUUGUAGAUGUUAUCAUACAAUUAAAAAGUCAUUUAUUAACUGAUUUUAUUAAAGAAAAUCUACUCACAGUAGCUUUACAUGGUGAAACAGAUGGACGAAUUACGUUCGCCUAUUAUAUGGCUUUUAUCACAUUGUUAUCGAAUAUGGAAUUGGUUAAAAAAGUAUAUCUAAGUAGAACACAUGGAAAUGCUAAAACAGAAUUAACAAAAGAGGAAAUGCUGAAUGAAGCUCAACAUUUUUCACAAAUUACCCCUAUGGAGUUAAGUAUUUUAUUUCAACUGUCAUCCCUUCUUCGACAAGAUGGACGCAUUAAUUAUCAUGAUUUAUGUACUCUAACGCCUAUCGAGGAUAAUUCCACUUUACAUUAUAUGAAGUCAAGACUUCAGGAUGUACAUAUAAGUAAAACAGAUACUGUGCAUGGACGGAGUGCAUUAAUGUCUGUACUUGAACAAGUCUAUCGAUUUACUCUAGGAUCUGUUGCUGGAGCAUUUGGUGCUACUGCUGUUUAUCCUAUUGAUUUAGUUAAAACAAGAAUGCAAAAUCAACGUACUGGAUCAACAAUUGGUGAACUUAUGUAUAAAAAUAGUUGGGAUUGUUUUCGAAAAGUUAUACGAUACGAAGGUUUCACUGGCCUGUAUCGAGGUCUAGGACCACAACUGUUAGGUGUUGCCCCUGAAAAAGCUAUCAAACUAACUGUCAACGAUAUAGUUCGUGAUCAAUUCACUAAACCAAAUGGUGAUAUUUCAAUAUAUGCAGAAAUUCUAGCUGGAGGUUGUGCUGGUGGUAGUCAAGUGAUAUUUACCAAUCCAUUGGAAAUUGUUAAGAUAAGACUUCAAGUUGCUGGAGAAAUUGCUAGUACAAAGCGUAUAUCAGCUUUUUCAGUUAUUAAAGAAUUAGGCUUUUUUGGACUUUAUAAGGGAUCACGUGCCUGUUUUCUUCGUGAUAUUCCAUUUUCGGGCAUUUAUUUCACCGCCUAUAACAAUUUAAAAAAGUAUUUUUCUGAUGAAGAUGGGUGUAAUUCACCAGCUACCCUGUUGUUAGCUGCAACUUUGUCCGGUGCACCAGCUGCAUUUUUCACGACUCCAGCAGAUGUUAUAAAAACAAGAUUACAGAAACACUACAAUGGUGCAUCUAAUUUUAUCAAACAUUUAAAAAGGAGUAUUUUCAAGAAAUAAAUAUAAAAAACAACAGCAACAACAAAAACAAAGAAAAACACAAAAAUAACAAAAAACACGAAAAAAAUACCAAGUAGAAAGGAAAAUAAACAACAUGAUAAAUAAUAUCUCAGUAUUGGGUAGUGGAAGCUAUGAUAUGUUUAUGCGUGGUGAACAGUAAAGCUAUGAUCAUACAAGAAGUUAUGAGAUGUUCUUAAGAAUGUUUAUAGCCAAGAUGAUCAGUUAAUUUGAUUGAACAACACUGAACAAUCAUAAAAUAAACAUUUCAGAAUUCUUUUUAUUGUCAGCUCUAAUGCGGUGUUUGUAGUGAUAGUGUGAGUAAUCCUGCAUAAUACAAAAUUUUUAAGAUGGUAAUAAUGGAAUUCACAACCAAGAUUGUCAGUCAAUA
Trichobilharzia regenti is the source of this 2095-nucleotide messenger RNA. Lineage: Eukaryota; Metazoa; Platyhelminthes; Trematoda; Strigeidida; Schistosomatidae. The record is from the annotation of a GenBank genome assembly.